UGUGUAUGUGUAUGUGUGUGGUACGCAAGUGUGGAGGUUACCGAUCAAAGUCUCGUGUCUAAGACGAAGACACUUGUCGUGCAGCAAGUUGCGUGACUCGCCGAAGAGGGGUUUAUCCGCGACACACGAAGGAACGGAAAUUCGUCGAAGGGAAAGAUGGCCAGCACGGGAGAUGAUGGUAGUGAUGCCGCCGCCAGCGGCGGUUGUUGUUCGAUCGUGAAGAAGCUCGGCUUGCGACCGGUCACACGAUGCAACCUCGCCAAGUUCUACGCGCCGGCAUUCGGCGCCGCCUCGUACACCGCGAUGUCCGUCAACGUCAUGAACCCGAGUCUCGUCAUCAAAGUAUUUCCUAAGAGGGACAUAACGAAUUUUUUACUGGCUGGCACAUUGCUUGGCACGGGGUCAUACAUUUACACACGUGAACACAUGAAGACCGCACCACAGUCUGUGAGAAUUCUGUAUAGCACUACUGGGGCGGUAUUAUUGAGUCUGGGAUCAGUCUUACUAUGGGCGGUGCUACGUUCUAUAGUGCCGCCAAGUCCAGUCUGCUGUACGAUAGCUGGUGUUGGCACUGGAGUUGCAUUUCUGAAAGUUGGCUCGAGUUAUCUCGAGUUUGUAGAUGGGCAAAUCGCGAAAAAAUAGGUUACUCUUAUAUGCUUUUUACUAUCCUUUUGUUUGGAAUUUAUAUUUUAAAUUGUUACAUGAGAUAAUAUUACGUCAAACGAGGAAUACAAUAACUUUGGCUUGGUGUAUUUUGAGCAGCUACUCAAGAAUAUCUAGUGAAACUUUAAUUUCACACGAUCGGAGAUUAUGGAGAGCAUAGUUCGAUAUUUGAUUCGAUAUCAGGUCUUUGAAGUUCUUUCGAGAAAUUUUUUCGCAAAUUGUUUGAAAGUAAGUAAGUAAUUCUCUCUCUUUCCGCCACGAUUUUUUAUAUACGCGAAUUCCUUUUUAAAAGCGAAAGAACAGAAAAGCGCGGAUAUUCCAAUGAAAAUCUGAAUUGUCACAUUGCACAAAAAAUGUGAUAUCGGCGACUCUCCGAGUGAGAAGAGAUUUUACAUGCGGACGCGUUAAGGCGGUACGCUUUUCACUUUGCUCGUCAUUCACGACGUUUGAUAAAUUAUUCAUUACGUAAGGUACAUUGCUCCUGCACAGAUAAUGCACUAUGGAAACUGAAAUGAAAUCCUCGUAUUCAACCCGGCACGUUUAGGAAGCUGGGAUGUACGAGCAUUGUUUAUCUACAAAUAUGUUUUGUAGAUGUUUUGUAUGCUGUACAGCGUUCAUAUAAGAAUGCGUCGUCAUGUGUAGAUAACUGUCACCAUAAAUAUACAAAUAUACGAAUUGUGACACAAUAGAAAAAAAACAAAAUAAUGAAUUACGAAUGUGUCUCCUUUGUCACUUGCCUGAAUUCCAUUUGUUUUGCACUUUUAAGUAGGUAUAUAUUAAGUAGAUAAAUCUAAAGAUAUAUUUAAACUAAUUUAAUAGCGCUUGAAGUUAUUCGAUUCCUUGCGCAAAUUAUUCUAUAAAAUAUUCAAAUAAUGAUUUUCAAGUAAGCUUCUCGAUGGUUUGAAAUAAGUCGAAGGUGCAUGAGUAAGAGUUGAAAACUUGGGAAGUCACGAGUUCGCUUCUCAAGACAGCGUAUUAUCCUCUUCUCGUGACCUCACUGUGAAAGGCGUUUGUUUCUUCAAAACUAUUAUCGUUUAUUUACGCGUGUUACUGCACCCUCGUGCGAUUAUGGCGAGCACCAAGUCAGAUAAGGAGGGGCCUCGAAGUUUAAUGCAGACAAACGCAAAGUGACUCGCUGCGAUACUUCAUGCGAGCAUAAAUCUCACCACCAUUCGAUUUCCAAUAGUUGUAACACAAAAAAAUAUUCAAUUAAGUUUAAUCAUUCUGUACUGUAGAUAAAUCGAUCGCGUACUUUCUGGUACGACUAAUACUUUCAAAAUUAUAUAUACCAUGAGAAAUUCGCAAUGCAAAUGGUCCAAUCGCUUACUGACCACAGACGUGAUUGAUCGACGAGAUUUGAAUCUUGAUAGCUUAUUUAGCGACAUAUAUUACGCGUUUGAUGCGUUGCAACCGUACGAGAAAUACGAUAAUUUAUCUCGUUAAGAUGACGUUCCGGAUGUCGAGAGGAGACGUACGGGGGCGAUUUUACGAAGGGUCCUAUAUACAAGAUGUCUGAGAUUUAUUUUAUUCACAUCGGUAUUCUUUAAUUUGAAAUAAAUUUAUCCUUGGUAAGAGGAAGAUCGAGAGUGCGAUGUAGUUCCUGAAGAUAACGAGCGAUUUUCAUAAGAAGCCUGGAAAUCGGGCUCGAUGGAUGAGAUUUUAUUUUUCGUUUGGUUUUAGAGAAUAAGGACACCCUGUAUAAGCAGACGUUGGUCGAUCGCAACGUGGUGUAACGUGCCUUCUCGUGCCUUGUCGCAGCCACUAUUGUUUCGUCGCGUCGCAAAUAAUGACACGGCAUGCUUUCCAACAAUAACCGUUCUCAACGGGAAACCCAGACGAUGAUUACGAAAGUACAUAGUUUUCGCCUCAGGGGAAGCACGCGUCUAUUUUUAUCAUCAAUCUCCGCGAAAGUAGAUGUCGAUUAGGUUGAAGCCAGGUUAAUCCCCGGGUGAUCCUCCCCUUCAUAUUCAAUUAAUUAACUUUUUACAAAAGUCUAAAAGAGAAGGCAAGAGAUUUAAUAAAUGUUGGAUCUUGAAGAGUGUAUCGAGUGUAAAACACGAUUUCUUUCUAUUC
This is a messenger RNA of Pogonomyrmex barbatus (red harvester ant), 2736 nucleotides long. RefSeq lists its product as uncharacterized. NCBI's taxonomy places the organism in Eukaryota, Metazoa, Arthropoda, Insecta, Hymenoptera, Formicidae. The record is from RefSeq and is a predicted model, not a curated record.